GUUUCGAACUAAUCACGUGACAUUAAAAUGGCAGACGAACCGAUACUUCCGUGAACAUGACCUGUCAAUGUUGUUUUGAAAUUGGUGCUCAAUUUAUAGUUAAACUGUGUUCAUGACAAAUAAAUAUGAAAUCUCUGGAAGCAAAAGUUGUUGUAUUAGGAUCUCAAGGUGUUGGUAAAACCAGUGUUGUGAUUCGCUAUGUUGGAGGCAUGUUCAGUAAGGCUGUGAGUCCAACCAUUGGAGCUUCAUUCUUCACCUAUAAACUAAAUGUAGGCGACUACAGAGUGAAGCUUCAGGUUUGGGAUACUGCUGGACAAGAACGAUUUCGAUCCAUGGCUCCUAUGUACUACAGAAAGGCAAAUGCUGCCAUGUUGAUUUACGAUAUCACGUCAUCAGACACCUUCUAUGAUAUAAAAGACUGGGUCACUGAAUUAAAGAGGAACAUUGAUACACCAAUAGUGACCUGCCUUGUUGGUAACAAAUGUGAUCUUCAGGAUGCUCGUCAAGUGAAAAUGGACGAUGCCCAGGAAUAUGCAGAAACCAUUGGGGCCUUAUUCAGUGAAACCAGUGCCCUUAAAAACACAGGUAUAGAGGAAGCAUUUCUAGAAGUGGCCAAAAAGCUAAUCCACCUCUACGAGACCUCUCCCACGUGUGGUCUGCAAACCAUGGACCAAAAAAAUGCUCUAGAGAACAAUGAUGAACGAAUCCACAUAGACCCUCCAUCUAGACAAACAGGACCCCCUCCGCCAACACAGAGUUCGUCUAAGUGCAACUGUUGAUCCUUCUCCUUAGCCAUUGUGGUGUAAAUCUAUUGUGCGUUAUAUAAUGAUAUUUUUAUUCCAAAAAGCCUAAAGGCAUGUUUUAAAACCAGUGUUGGAGCAUAACAGGGUCACCACCAAUUACACCCACGUUUUUCUAAGUGUAACUGUUGUGCCUUUUUCUCAGUAGGUGGUUAAAUUGGUGCAAAUGUUGUGUAAUAAUCCGAAGCUAAGUCAAGACAUACUCUUCAAACUCCACCUGUAGAGGCUUAUUGUUGACAAAUGGGGUGUAAAUUAUGUGUUUUUAAUAAGCAGAACCAUAGUCAUUACAUAUAGGCCAAACUCCAACUACAAAGAACUCUCUUCAGUGCAACUGUUGAAACUUUUCAUCAGCCAUUGUGUUGUGAAUUGAUUUACCAGUAUGUAGGUUUGGGUCAUUGGGUUGUUAUUCUUAGUGUUAUUAUAAAUUCUGAGGUGCACCUGUUGAUACUUUUCUUUGGCCUAAGUGGUGUAAAUAUAAUAUAGUACUAUUUUUAUAAGGAAAACAUGUCAGAGGAAUGUUCUAGUGGCAAAGCAUUAUGGGUCACCUCAAUCACACAGAUGGGCAGUCUCAUCUUUUUCUUGGAAAGAUUUGUUGAUGUGUAUAUUUUUACAAGAACCAAUGUAAUUUGUUACAGAAAAAAAACAGAGGAAAUGAUUGAGAAUAAUGAUCUUUUGUCAAAGUGCAUGUGUGGAUCUUUCUUUGAUUACUUGCAUAUAAUAAUAAUUAAUAUAUUGCAUAUAAUAAUAAUUAAUAUAUUUUGAUACAUUUACAGUCAGCUUUUUAUUGAUUGCAAGUAAAUUGUAUGUUUAGUGACAAAACAAUUUGUUCAACAAAAGGCAAAGAUUGUAUCUUUUAUGAACAUUUUGUUCAACAAAAGGCACAGUUUUUAUCUUUUUAAAUAAAAUAUCUAUUUUACAUUCAUCACUAAAUGUGUAAAUGUGGGAUUUUGUUAUUGAUGCUUAGCUUAACUUUGUUAUCUCAAAGUCGAACAAGAAUACAAUUCAGACUUUGACACUACAUUUCAGCGUUCAUGACCAUAUCAAGAAAGCUCCCUGUAAUAAGAUAGUGGCUCUUUGCUUGCAUUCUGUCCCGGAAGUUUUCAAGUGUUUUAACAGCAAAAUAAGUAUUUUUGUAAUGUACAUGUAUAUAAGUAGAGCUUUUAAUUUGAAAACGAAAUAUAUUAUCAAUAAUACGCAGAUGUUGAAUUCAUUCCCGAAAAAUCAGCAUUAUAAAUUUUGUUUCUUUGCAUUUGUGAUGUAUGUGGUAACCAAGCCAUGGAUUUUAAUGAAUACUUUUUUUAUUUAUUAAUAAGUUGUUUGUUGUUCUUUUGUUAUAAAAAGUGUAGAAAGCCUUUUAUAUGUACAUAAAAUUCAUAUAUUGCUGAUGAGUAAUAUGUUAUUUACUUUAUGUUAAGUGUGAACACAGCAAUGCAAGGUUUUUAUUUGUAUUCCCUCACUAAGUGGCAUAUACAUGCAGAUUUGCUUGUGUCUAUCAGUAUGUUCAUACAUUCCCAAAUUGUGAUCUUCACUCCGCAAAACUAAUAUGUAGAUUGUGUUCUUAAACCUUCACAUCUUAAGGACAAAAGGGAUUACACAUUUGUCAGAAUUAUGGCCCUUUUAAGUCAAAGCUAAUCAAGCGCACACUUGAAGUGGCCGACUGGCGUUACUCCAGGUGAAGUCCAGGACAACCAUGUAUACUCAGUCAUAAACUCAGAUAGUAUUUUAUUAAACUUUGGUUUACAUUUGUGGUCAUAUAGUCUUUGCCAAGUUUCAUUAACAAAUGGAGCUUUUUUUUAUUAAUAAAAAAAUAACCUUGUUGGUUCUCCAACUCAAAUAGCUAAAAUCGUAUCAUAAAAUAUAUUUUUGGCGACCACUUAUUUAGCAACGAUACAUCCUUCACAAACCCAUGUAACCAAGACAUUUGUAUAGGCAUAUUUUGUACAGUUGGAAAAAUUGUUUUGCUAUAGAAUAUGCAGAAGCAUACAGUUUUUAUGGAGACAUAUAGUAUAAAUAACUGUUUGAAAUAUGCUGUUUGCCUGUGAUCAAACACGUGUAUUCUGGCCCAUCUGUUAGUCAUCUAGUGUUUGUCUGCAAGUUUGUACGUUUUCCAUUGUAUGUGUUAUUGUACUAGUUGCUUUUUGGUACACUAAAAGAUUUCAAAUUAAG
This is a messenger RNA of Dreissena polymorpha, 2966 nucleotides long. RefSeq names its product ras-related protein Rab-31-like. Bases 126 to 779 code for a protein of 217 amino acids. Gene Ontology annotation, molecular function: GTPase activity; GTP binding. Lineage: Eukaryota; Metazoa; Mollusca; Bivalvia; Myida; Dreissenidae. The record is from RefSeq and is a predicted model, not a curated record. The transcript is spliced from 7 exons.